AUUAUUUAGAAAAACAAACUAAUAGGAAUUUGUUUUUGUUAAAAAUUAUAGUUUAUUUUUAUUAAUGUGUUGUUUAUAUUUUACUACUUUUUUGAAAAAAUUAAUUCCAAAUCAAAAUAUUCAUGUAAACAGUUGUUUAGAUUAGGUUUAAAAAUGUGUGCUUUUUUUUGUUAAUAUUUUUACUUGAAGUUUACCUCUCUUACAAAAAUAUUACAAUAUUAUAAAAUGGUUUAUUUAACAAGAGACACUUAAAUAAGCAUAAAGAAUAAAUAGUUUUACAACUGAAAUAUUAAUUUCUAUGUGAUAAACAAUGUAAUUAAAAUUGCACAAUGAAUGUCAGAAAUUAUCACUCGUAAUUUUUUUUUGCAUAUCAACCUUUUUUAGAUUCUUGUAAUGAGUAGGGAAUGAGGUGUGUCCAAUCCAUACCCUUUAUCGGUCCAUUACCAGGCUCCCUUCAAAGUGGAAACUUAAUCAAAAUUUCUGGAACAGUUCCAAGUGGUGCAUCAUGUUUUUCUAUUAAUCUUCAAAAUGGUUCCAAUGGGAUUCAAAGGAAUGAUAUUGCUCUACAUUUAAGCCCAGUUUUCUCUUCCCCUCCAAGAGUUGUUCGGAACAGUUUAGAAAAUCAAAAUUGGGGUCCUGAAGAAAGUCACGGACCUCCUUUUCCUUUUAGUAGUUGUCAAAGUUUUGAAAUUUUUAUAUUAGUUGAGCCUGAUCAUUUUAAAAUUGCAGUAAAUGGGCAACAUUUUACUGAAUUUAACUAUCGACUUCCUUUAGAGAAAAUUUCCCAUAUUGGGAUAGAUGGAGAUGUAACAAUUAGUUCUAUAAUCUUUGAAGGUUUAGCAAGACAAACUAUGGCAUCAAGACCUGUAGAAAGUGUUGGUAAGCCUUUAGGUUUUGUUAUUGACCCUAGUGGACCACCAAAUUAUGGACCGCCAACAGUUGGUAGGCCAUCUUCACCUUACGCUUCACCAUCAUUACCAUAUCCACCUAAUCCUUCCUUUGGACCUUCACCAACUAGUCCUUAUGCUCCUCCAAACUCUGGUGGUUUGUAUCCAAGUGCAUAUGAUUCUCAAGGUGGAUAUAAUCCUUAUGCUCCAGCAUCUGGCAGAGUUUCGCCAUCUCCUUACGGUCCACCACCUGGUAGUAAUCCAUAUCCUAGUUCAGGAUAUCCUUCAUCUCCAGGGGGAUACCCAUCAAGUCCUUCUCAUGGUUAUCCAUCAAAUCCUCAGGGAUAUCCAUCAAAUCCUCAGGGAUAUCCAUCAAACCCCUCUCAUGGUUAUCCGUCAAAUCCUCAGGGAUAUCCAUCUAACCCAUAUCCGUCACAACCAGGUCCAUAUCCAGGAACUUCUGUUGUUUAUCCAGGUCAAGAAAAAAAGAGUGAUGGUGGCGGCUUACUUGGUCCUUUAACUGCUGCUGGAGCAGCUGCCUUAGCUGGAGCUGCUGGUUCUGCCUUAUUGGGUGGAAAGCAUAAAAAGAAGAAGAAUAAACAUGGGUUCGGUGGACAUGGUAUGGGACCAGCAGGAUUGCUAAGUGGUGUUGGAUCCUUAGUUAGUGGAAAUAAGCAUGGCCAUUCAAGUAGUAGUCCAAUUCCUAUGGGUGGUGCUUUAGCUGGAGGAGCUGCUGGUUUAGCUGGAGCUUAUAUGGUGGGAAAAGUAUUGAAGCCAAAAAAGAUUUUCAAGCAUAAGCACAAGAAAGGUUGGGGCGGAUGGAGUAGUAGUAGUAGCAGUUCUGAUGAAGAAUAACUAAUUUCUCUAUAGUGUUUGCUUUUCGAACAUUUGAAAUAUAAAAUCUGUAUUCUUUCUGAUAGAAUAAUAUAUUGCAAAAAAACAAGAUAAAUGAACUACUUCUAAAAUCUACUUCAGAGCUUCAUGUAGAAAUAUACUUUCCUUUAAUUGUGUGUUUUAUAUUUGUUCUUGUAAGCAGGGUGCAAAAUUUCGAUUCGCCAGCACUAAUUUUUAACGCUAGCGACUAAGUAUAAUCUUUUAAAAUGUUAGUUUUAAUGCUUAUAUUAUUUUGACUAAGUAAAGCAGCAAAUGGAAGUGUUGGCAUUUUUCAUCUACUUAGAACAAAAAAAUAUUGUGUCACUCACUUUUCACGUCAAAAAUAAUUGCUCCUGGAAAUAUUUUAACAAUAAGACAACCUUAUUUUGAUUUUUAAGUUUUGGUUACCAAAAAGUUCUUCAUAAUGUUCCCCCGAAAAUAUUUAAAUAAUAUCAAUUUGAAUUAUUUUGAAAGAAUGUGUCUAUGAAUGCUGAAACUUACUUUUUGUGUCAAGAAAUAUGGCUGAAAAGUUUUUUUUUUUGCAAUUUUUUGUUAUGAAAACUAGGGAAUGUGAAUAAAACACUAAAAUCCUUUGUUUUUGAGAAAUCAUUAUAUUUAUUAAAUCAGAAGAAUACAGAAAAUAAAGGACUUAAGUACUUUAUUUAGAAUUUUAGUAUGCAGUUAUGUUAUGUGAUGAGAAUUAUUAUAUUUUAACCAGAUUUCUUUCUGUUGAUUUUAUAAACAAUAUAUUUUUAGGAUAUUUUUCUGCAUGUGUUUUUACAUUGUUGAUAAAUUUGCUACAUAUCUAUCAGUGUUAUAUUUCAAAGUUUUAUAUAAAUGCAAUGUAUGCUGUUAAUGAAUUAAAAAUGCUUAACAAUUUUGUAA
Parasteatoda tepidariorum (common house spider) is the source of this 2645-nucleotide messenger RNA. RefSeq lists its product as uncharacterized. Gene Ontology annotation, molecular function: galactoside binding; carbohydrate binding. NCBI's taxonomy places the organism in Eukaryota, Metazoa, Arthropoda, Arachnida, Araneae, Theridiidae. The record is from RefSeq and is a predicted model, not a curated record.